GGCUGCCCCGCCCUUCGGGCUCGGGCCCCGCAGUCCCCGCAGAGCGCCGCGGAGCGCAGGGAUGCCCCGGGCGGUCGCUACCCCUCGCCGCAGGGCGAAGCCCGGGCAGCGCGCGGGGGACGCGGAGCCCUCCCCGGGGAACCGCACAGGUGUGUGCACACGCGUGCAGCCACCGCCGCGGGGCACCCUCCAAGUCCUCCGUGGCAACGGCACUUCUGUGGGGACUGUCAUCGUGUUCCGCUGCCCCUCAGGCCACCAGAUGGUCGGGUCCGGCCUCCUCACCUGUGCCUGGAAGGGUAGCGUUGCCGACUGGUCUUCAGUGACCCCUGUGUGCAAAUCCGUGCCGCCGUACGAGACCUUCGGCUUCAAGGUGGCUGUGAUCGCCUCCAUCGUCAGCUGCGCCAUCAUCCUGCUCAUGUCCAUGGCCUUCCUCACCUGCUGCCUCAUGCGCUGUAUGAAGAGGAGUGAGCAGCCAUCCGACAGGGCGACCCAGCUGUGGCUCCAGCUGAGAGCCGGGGACUUGGAGACGGUGCCGCCCGCCUACCUCGGCCUCAAGGGUGUGAACAACAGCAACAGCGGCAGCCGCGGCGGCGGGGAGCCCGGGGGCCGCCCUGGCCAGGCGCAUGACAACUACAGUUUCACCACGGAUCUGGGUGAGGGCACCAGAGAGCUGGCUGGCGUGGCCCGCAGCGUGGACAAGGACCCCUGGACCACCAGUUGUCCUGCAGGCUCACCCCGUGCCCAGGCGAUGGUGCACACGGCAGACCUGGGGCAUGCCCCGCCUGCCUCCUGGCCCACCACAGGAAUGUCCGGACAGCACAUGGCCUAUGUCCCAGGGUGACUGAGUCAAAGUCCGGAGCCUGCCCACCACCCAGCCACCUACAUCUCGACUGUGUCCGGCUUGCGAUGGGUCAGUGAAAUCAGCUUCCGGGUUUAGGAAUCCCUCAAGGAGCUGAUCUGGGGACUCCAGAGGGGUGUCCUGUCCCAGGGGAGCCCAGCUGGAGCAGCUUUUAUAUAUAGGGCUCCUUGAAACCACACUGGGGUUCUGGAACCAGAUGCAGCCCCCCCCAGGUGGCUCCUUUAAAGCGACUGGGGGACGUUUUAAUAGGCAAAUCUCGUUUUGUGUGGUAGAGACAGCAGGGCCCCAGCUGGGGCAUCUGCUCUCUGCAGAGUAGCCACGAGGGGAGAGGGGUGUGAAAUAAACAAUUCUAACACUGGAAAAACAAAGGUAAAAA
Messenger RNA from Ailuropoda melanoleuca (giant panda), 1235 nucleotides. It is a transcript of the gene SUSD3, whose product is annotated as sushi domain containing 3. Gene Ontology annotation, cellular component: plasma membrane. The record is from RefSeq and is a predicted model, not a curated record. The coding region runs from base 62 to 841 and encodes 259 amino acids. The transcript is spliced from 5 exons. Lineage: Eukaryota; Metazoa; Chordata; Mammalia; Carnivora; Ursidae.